ACCAACAACAACAACAACAAACGUGAGACCGCCCUCACCUGGGCGGAGCGGAGAGAGUCGGACGCGAAAAAUUUGACGAUUUUUAGAAUAGAAAGAAAGAGACGCGAUCCCAAGUUAACGAUCUUUUGAACUGAAAGAAGAAACGUACGGAAGCGAAAUCUUCGACGAUCUUUUGAACAGCGCGAGGCAAGGUGAUCUUGACAACUCAUAGUGGCAAUCCCUAAAUAACCCAAACGCAUUUAACCAUAUCACAUAAUAGAUAGUGGACUCAAAUAGCAUGUUUUGCUGUGUCGUAAAAGAACGCGUACCUGUGUGUGCGUGUGCGUGUGUAAAAAUCAGUAGUGGUGUGUAAAAAAAUGAGUAGCAGGUGUGUCCAAGAAGGUGUAGUUGGUUCCAGACGUGUAGUUAUCGCGUAGUUUGUUGAAGACAAGCGUAUAUUGGUGUGUAGGAUUGUCAAGAGUUUGUGCACACUCGAGUUUCUCGUGGGAUUCAGAAUGGACACGAAAAAUGUGCGUGUGUGGAUGGACGGAAGCUUCGACCUGCUCCACUGCGGACACGCCAACGCCAUACGCCAGGAUCCUGAGUCGCUCUAGGUGUCCGACACCUGACUUGGAGGCUGCGCCCGACCAAUCCAUUCCGCUACAGGUGAUGACGGUAUCUUGUUAAAAACUAGAAUCAUUUUUAAAAAAUCCUAUCCUUUUAUCCCUCCUAUUGACCUGUGUUUGGGAGCUCCAGUGGUUUACCCUCAAAAGUAAUGUCGAGCAAGUGUCAGUGACAUGGGGUUAAGGGGGGUUGUCACUGGGGUGUGUCCUUCAUCAAGGCAUGACAACACCAUCAAUGCCAUGUUUGUGAAAUUCUUCUGUAUUGGUGUAAUAUUGCGUAUUUAUGUAUGUAUUUGCAUAUGUUUGUAUUUCUAAUAAUGUGUUCAUGCAUGUAUUUCCAAUAAUGUAUCAUGUUUGUACGUUUGUCGACAAGGGAAUCAAUGCAAUUUAAUUUAGUACAUUUAUAUAUUAUUAUAAUUUAUUUAUUUUCAUUAUACUGUCAGUUUAGUCACCACUUUGUAUAUCUACACCUGUGAAUUUUUAGACAUUAAAUAUUGUUUGCUAUAUCUAUACCUGUGAAUUGAUAUACAAUAAAUAUGGUGUGUUAUAUUAUUACCUCUGAAUUUCGAGACACUGAGUAUUGUGUGGUACAUGUAUAUAAGAGACCUCUGCCCCUGACCUACCCCAAGUUUGAGCGUGUUCUGGUUCAUUGUUUCCAUUUCAGCUGUUCUUCUAAGACUGUUUACUUCCUUGUACGUCGACAACUUGAUUAUAUAGAAGCAAAUCCAGUCAAUUUCUCUGUGAAAUGAAACAUCUUUUUCCCCAGACCGACUUCAUGGAUGACACUCAAGAGUCCGAGUUCGAGUCCAGCCGUUUCUUGAUCACGUCCUCAACAAUGGCCAAAUUCUCCAACCAGAAAUCUCCACGAUCAGGGGACACAGUGGUCUAUGUGGCCGGCGCUUUCGACAUUUUUCGUAUCCUUUUCUGCACUUCUUGAAUCAAAGCCAGCUCAAUCAAAUACGCCGUUUUUAUAGUCCAAGCUUGCUUUAACAAUCAUCAUCAUUCAGUGCCAGAUCAGCGACAGACAUCGGCCAUCAUGGUUAUCCACCCAUUCCUUUGCUCGGAUGCUACGUUUUCCUGAUAUUUUCCCGUUACCCAUUCGUUUAGGUUCCCUAAGUAGCUGGAUGUUCAAGACCUUUAUGCCUAUUUAGGUGUCCCCAAAACUGCAUUUGUCGUUCCCUGAUUGUUUUUCCUGAUUGUUUUUAACACACGUGGGCCUCUGCAAGCACUAACAAAACGCCUUUUUAAAAGUCAAAUCUCCCGCUCACAAUGCGCCCGUUUUUUGCAUCAAAAUC
Molecule: messenger RNA, 1897 nt
Organism: Aplysia californica (California sea hare)
Lineage: Eukaryota; Metazoa; Mollusca; Gastropoda; Aplysiida; Aplysiidae
Product: ethanolamine-phosphate cytidylyltransferase
Biological process (GO): phosphatidylethanolamine biosynthetic process
Cellular component (GO): cytoplasm
Molecular function (GO): ethanolamine-phosphate cytidylyltransferase activity
Source: RefSeq, a predicted model, not a curated record